AGUCUGUGUGCGAAAUUAUUUGAAGCGUUGUUACGUAUUGAUUUAGGGGCGACGGGUUAAGGGUGAUGGCCCCUGUAGGAAUUUUGAAAUUUUCGAUGUGCUGCGUAGUCAAACUCUGACAUUGUGCAAAUCGUUGGUUUACUCAACGCAUGGAUCCGAUGAGCAGUCCGGCAUAUAUAUUAAAAAGGUUGUUCCCGGAAGUGCGGCUGCGAUGGACGGCAGGCUUCAGUCGGGUGAUCAGCUUUUGUCGGUGAACGGCCACAGUUUGCUGUCAGUUACUCAGGAACAAGCUGCUAAGAUCAUGUCUCGUUGCGGACCGAUCGUGUCGUUCGAAGUCGCCAAGGAAGCGGCGUUGUACAACGGUCUUGCCAGAUGGAUAUAUGAUCAGUCGCCGGUGUUUUCGCAAGAAAAUGCUCCGAGCGCUCGUGCGCGCCUGAACACUUCUGAUCAAGUCAGUACUCCAUCGGAGUACCGCUACUCUUUGAACUCACCGCCUCUUUUCGAUCAAAAGAAGUCGAACACAUCCGUGUCCGCCUUGUCCUACACUUCGUCGCCCUCCUAUUACGACCAGCGAACGUAUUCGGACUCGAUGCCGCCCAGACAAGACCAGCUGGCGGCGCAGGCUGCCGCCGUUGCUGCCAGCCGAACAUAUCCGGUUCAGGAGACGAGUGUCGGUGCAAGUGCUUAUUCAGUGGCGCUGCCCAUUAACAAGAACGCCGUCGGCAACGAACGGUCGUUUUCCACAUCGAACCUGAUGUACGAGGACAAGCAUCACGCCAGGGGCAGCGUGGACGCCAUGCAGUCGGUCUACCAGGCUGGCAGCGGCGGUGGCGCGUCGGUGCCGUGCGUGUCAUUGCCUUUUCAGAGGUCCACAUAUUCGUUGCCUCGCGCAACUCCUCCGUCCGGCUACGACGAGCGUGCGUACGCGACCACGACACAAGUCGCCAGCGACAGCGGUCAUUUCGAGUCGCCGCCGUACUACGGAGCGACACCUUCCGGUUCCGGUUCCGGUUCCGCGUCGACACAGGCAAAGCUACGCGACCAGCAGCACGGUGUCCGUUCCGAGGUGCGCCCUGCCGGUCCCCGUCCGUCCGUCGGUGCAGGCGUUGCUUCGAUUUCAGACACCGACGUGUCGGCGAUGACCACCGCCCCUUAUCACAGGGAUAUGUUGCAGCUGCAGAGUCAAGAAAGCCGUCGGAGUCCUUCCGUUCAGGAAAGAAACUGUGUGACAGGCAUGAACCUCCCUUCGUAUGUCCCAUCGAAGGUCGCAUCGAUGGCUUCCUCCGCGAGGUUGCCAGACGAUGAGUUUACUACGAAGCGGCUGGUGACCGCUACCCGUUCAACCACCUACUCUGCUACAAUGACGUCCGAGUCACCCUUGGACAAGAAAAUGGAAACUUCUUUGGUACUCAGCGACCGGUCCUCGCCUAACCUUGAGCAAAGUGCCGCAGUGGCCUCGAGCGGUGCGUCAAAUGCUGGUCGAGAAGACUUUAAAAGCCAGAUCGAAACGGAGAUGGAGAAACUUCUGAAAGAGGAGCUGCAACGGCUACAGGCUAAGGUAAGCCUCAACGAUGCGGAACGUCGAAGAUACAUGGUGCUGAAGUAUGAACUGGAAACGCGACAUGGUGUUAGUGCUUAUGGAAGUGACCACACUGGGUCGAAACGAUUUGUGCCCCCUUCCUUGUCUAGAGAAGAAACGAAUCACAGCCCUCAGCUUAGCAGCAGCGGUUUAACGAACGCGACGAGAUCCAAUCCAAAAACCAAUGUCUUGUACGUUCAGCAUGAGUUGGGCAGUGUUCCAGACCACGAAUCGCCUAACUAUUCACCGGACAAUGCCAAAGCGGCUGCCGCCCGCGGAUCGAGCCCUCUGACCAGGAGACAAGAAGCUCCGGCGCAUGGCAUCGUUCUUCAUCCUGAUUCCGGUCGUACCUUCACCACCACUGCUGUUCGAAACAUGCUGACGGCUAACAAAAAAGACGAAAACGAUUCGAUAGGCAGACAAAUGCUGCGCGAUCAGUACUACGAAAGCGCCGAAAGGAAGUACCAAGAGCUGGCCGCCCGCGAAUGGCACGCUGUUCAUCAGGCUGAAACCGAACAACAGUAUGUAAGGGAAACAUCCUCUGGCGAAAACGUGUGCCAACCGCCCGCCUGGAGCGUACCUGAAAGAGAGGCUGAACGAGCGAUCAGUUCUUGUCCGGAUGUCAAGUAUGUUGUUGCGAUUUGUAGGUCGAGUUCGGUGUUUGAUGGUGGGUACGGGCGGACGGUUAUGCGUAACUAA
Messenger RNA from Soboliphyme baturini, 2278 nucleotides. Lineage: Eukaryota; Metazoa; Nematoda; Enoplea; Dioctophymatida; Soboliphymatidae. The record is from the annotation of a GenBank genome assembly.